This is a messenger RNA of Pistacia vera, 1110 nucleotides long. RefSeq lists its product as uncharacterized. Gene Ontology annotation, molecular function: nucleic acid binding; zinc ion binding. The record is from RefSeq and is a predicted model, not a curated record. The transcript has 3 exons. Lineage: Eukaryota; Viridiplantae; Streptophyta; Magnoliopsida; Sapindales; Anacardiaceae. The coding region runs from base 1 to 1110 and encodes 369 amino acids.
AUGGAAGAGACUCAUGACACGGCAACCAUGACUUGGGGAGAUUUUAGAAGAGUGUUUGAGACCGAGUAUCGAACGGUUGACCAGGUUCAUGAGAAAAUACAAGAGUUUAUUAACCUGAAGCAAGGGAUGAGUACAGUGAAAGAGUAUUCGGUUCGAUUCAACUCUCUUGCAAGGUUUGCACCAGGGAUAGUGAGUACUCCCGAGUUGAGAAGAGAGAAAUUUGUUCUCGGGUUGAGGUCAGAAAUAGCCCGUGACGUUAUGAUAGGAGCAGAGCCCCCGCAUACCUAUAUGGAAGCAUUAGAUUGGGCUUUGAGAGCAGAAAUUUAUGUGAACAAGAUGAGUUCAGAAGGGCCAUCCAUGAUAGUACAGAAUGAAUCGCCCCCUACUCCGCAGAAAGAAAGAGUUGAGAUUGGAAGAAGUAGAGACAUGAGGAACAAGAAGAGGUUCCAGCCAAAGAAGAACAGGGGCGAUUGGCAGAGUAAACGGCCUAGAAUGGCUGGAGUCACUCCAUGCCCUAAGUGUGGGAAGAAUCAUUUGGGGGAGUGUUUAAAAGAGUUUGGUCUGAAUAUCUGCUAUAGGUGUCGCCAGCCAGGGCACCUAAUGAAAGAUUGUAAAGCUCCUCCUCCACCAACAGCACAGGCCCCUAGAGUUUCUCUUUAUGCUUUAAUAGAUUCUGGAGCCACGCAUUCCUUUAUGUCUCAUGGGAUGAUAGAAAGAUUAGAUCUGAAGCCUGUUGUAGUAGAUCAACCCAUUAGGAUAGAGUUACCUGAUGGAAUUAGUGUUCUGACCCGUGAGAUGCUUCUAGGAGAGUCUGUAAUGAUUCAUGGAAGAGAGCUGUUAGUUGAUCUAAUAGUGUUUGAUAUGCCUGAUUUCGACGUGAUUUUGGGGAUGGAUUUCCUAGGGAAGUCUCCUAGAGUUCAGAGAGGUUUUAAUGCCAUUUGGGUGAUUAUGGAUAGAUUGACAAAGUCAGCCCAUUUCCUUUCGGUGAAAGAGAGCACUACUUCAGAUCAGCUUGCCCAGAUUUACAUCAGAGAGAUAGUGAAACUUCAUGGGGUACCCAAGACAAUAGUCCAGACAGAGAUUCUAGAUUUGUCUCCGCCUUCUGGAUGA